AUGUCUUGAUAAUUUCCAAAAAAAAAACUUCCGAUGCAUUUUUAAGGGUAAUUUACAGUACGCCCGAAUAACAUUUAAUUUAAUUUUACAACACAUUUACUCAUUUAUAGGAAGCUGUUUUAGCACCUCCUCCCACUUUCUCUUACUAUGAUGGUCCGAGCGAGGAGAGCUCUCUGCAUAGAGGAAAUACAACUAUUUAUAUUUUUACCGGAUUUCUGACUUGGUAUGAAUUUCAGAGCAGGAUCUAUAUACUGCAGAGUUGGUUACACAGACUGUAAAUGGUUUAUGGCAGUGUAUUUGAAUGUCCAGGAGGACCACCAGAGGACUUCUCUCUGAGCAAAGUUCUUUGAAGAGUUCUUGGGAUAAGCAGUUAAGCCACCAUGUCACUCACAGAUCAUCGUAAGAUUUUUGUUGAACAGCAAAUGUCACACAAAUUCAAAGUGAAGGUGUUGAGAGCUGAAAAUGUAACAAAAGGACCUUUCGGAGACCUGUUGGACACUCCAGAUCCAUAUGUGGAGCUGUUCAUCCCCACUUCUCCUGAGAGCAGGAAGAAAACAAAACAUAUCGACAAUGACAUCAAUCCAGAGUGGAAUGAGACCUUUGAAUUCAUCCUGGACCCCAACCAAGAAAAUGUGCUGGAGCUGACAUUAAUGGAUGCCAACUAUGUUGUGGAUGAAACAUUGGGUAUAGCCUCAUAUGCCAUCUCUAAACUCAAAGUUGGACAAACAGAAGUGGUAUCAUUCCUUAUUGGAAAAAUGACAAAUGUGUACUGUCAGCUUUCUUUGGAGGAGUGCUCAGCAAUGGACCUUCGAUUUAGUCUGGAUCUGUGCCAUAAAGAAAAACUGUACAGACAACAACGGUGUGACAGAGUCAUGCUGAGUAUCAAGAAACUGCUACACAUGGAGAAACCUUCCAUCCUCCCUUCUUCUGCCCAUGAGGUUCCAGUUAUAGCUGUACUUGGGUCUGGAGGAGGUUUCAGGGCGAUGGUUGGAUUCUCAGGGGUUAUGAAGGCUUUGUACGAUUCUGGAGUUCUGGACUGUGUCACCUAUGUUGCUGGACUUUCUGGAUCCACUUGGUACAUGUCCACAUUGUACUCCCACCCAGAAUUCCCCACCAAAGGGCCGGAGCAGAUCAACAGUGAGCUGAUGAAUCGUGUCAACAAUAAUCCUCUCAAACUGCUUCUUCCCCAACACAUCACUAACUACGUACAUGCUUUGUGGAGCAAGAAGUCCACAGGACAGCCUGUUACCUUCACAGAUAUCUUCGGGAUGUUGAUCGGAGAGACGCUUAUUCCUGCUAGGAUGGAAAAGAAGUUGAGUGAUUUUCAGGAGAAGAUCAAUGAAGGCCAGGCUCCUUUGCCCUUGUUCACAUGCCUGCAUGUUAAACCAGAUGUGUCUGAGCUUAAGUUUGCAGAUUGGGUGGAGUUCAGUCCGUAUGAGAUCGGAAUGGCUAAAUAUGGCACCUUCAUGACACCUGACCUGUUUGGAAGCAAGUUUUUUAGAGGACAUGUGGUCAAGAAGCACAACGAGAACCCUCUUCACUUCCUUAUGGGUGUGUGGGGCAGCGCCUUUUCCAUUCUCUUCAAUAGAGUUCUGGGAAUGAAUGAUGUGACAAAAGGAUGCACCAUGGAGGAAGAACUAGAACACAUCAGACCAGAACACAUUUUAGGGGAGGACAGUCUAGACAGUGAUGAGGACCCACGUAAAGAUGAAGAGCAGCAGGCCAGCUGGAUGCAGCGUAUGGUGAGCUCUUUCUUCAGUGACUCUGUUCUUUUUAAAACCCGAGAAGGAAGAGCGGGGAAAGUUCACAACUUUAUGCUGGGCUUAAACCUCAACAACGACGUGCCAUUUUCCCCAUUCACCAGUACUUUUAGCUAUAUGGACGAUGAGGUUGACGCUGUCACAGACCCCUUUGAGUUUGAUCGCAUCUACGAGCCGUUAGACGUGAAGAGCAGAAAAAUCCAUGUGGUGGACAGUGGCUUGACCUUUAACCUCCCUUUUCCCUUGAUCUUGAGACCUCAAAGGGGCAUCGACCUCAUCAUUUCCUUUGACUUCUCUGCUCGGCCAAGUGACUCUAGUCCUCCAUUUAAGGAACUCCUGCUGGCCGAGAAAUGGGCACGAAUGAAUAAUCUACCGUUUCCUAAGAUCGACCCUAAGGUGUUUGAUCGGGAAGGUCUAAAAGAGUGUUACGUCUUCAAACCCAACAAAGGAGAAAGGAACUGCCCUACUGUCAUCCAUUUUGUCCUGGUCAAUAUCGACUUUAGGACGUUCAAAGCUCCAGGAGUUCCACGUGAGACGGACAAAGAGAGAGAAUUAGCAGAUUUUGAUAUUUUUGAUGAUCCAGAGUCGCCCUACUCCACUUUCAACUUCCAAUAUUCAAACCAAGCCUUCACCCAACUGCAUGAUCUUAUGGAAUUCAACACGCUUAACAAUAUUGAGGUCAUCAAAGAAGCAAUAAAGGACAGUAUCUUGUACAGGAAGGAAAUUUCUUCUCGUUGCUCUGUCGCGCUUCCCCUCAGUAAAGUUCAAAACAAAAAACAUCAAAAGAGGGACUCCACGGGACAAGCGUGCCAGUACGGGGGUGGAAUAUGAUGCUGUUCCAGCUACAGGAAGUUUACACUCAUCAUGGAAAACACUUUUUAACUAAAAAUACCAGAAGAUCUGGUUUGGUCUUAAGGAGAGUCGCAUUGUAGCUCUUUUGAAGAUGACGAAUGCUCUAUUUACUUGUUUGCUGACAAAAAGGCUUAAGAUUUCACAGUCUAAUUGUUCUCAGUGAGUUGUGAGGUUGUUGAAGUAACUCUAUAGGGUGUGUAAAGUGCCUAAAAUUCAGAGUAGAUCAUUUGUUAUGUUCAAAACAUACAGUAAUGUGCAAAAGUCUUAGGCCACCACCACCAGACUUGUUUUUUUAGAAGUUUUAAUGUCCAUCUAUAUUUAUUUUUCAAUCUAUUUUAUAAAGAAACUAUACAGGAAAUAACAAAGAAAUGAAACAUUUAAUUUUCAGGACUAAUGUCUUCUUUAGGCAUCGUCUGUGAUUAGUGUGACCUCACUUGACACUAAACACAUCUUGAGCGUUUUUGAGCAGAAUGAAGUAAAAAGACUAAUUUAUUUUAAAUUAGAAAUUAGGAUUUUAUUUUAUUUAGGUUUAAGAGAUCCUGCAGUUUCCUGCUAUUGCUCAGGUGGAAGGGGAGUUUACCCUAAAAACUUGACAUAUCAGUUUACAUUUUUAUACAGUUUUUAAUACUAUAUAAUACACAGUUUUUUCUGGAUGUAUUCUAUUAAAGAGACUUAUAUAUAUUAUAUAUGAUUACUAUAACAUUGCAAAAACAACUAAUCUAAUUCUGGCAUGGUGGCCUAAGACUUUUGCACAGUACUGUACAUUAAAUGUUUUUAAGUUGCAUAUACACUGUAUGGUCUAGUUUGUUUCUUUUCUUCUUAAAGACUUCUUAAAAAAAUUAUUCUCCAUUAUAGUAAUUUUAACAAUCUUGAGAAUGUUAUCGAAAGCACCGUUGGGCUUUUGGUGUGUUUGUUAAUGGCAACUACAAAAACAACAUUGUAGGUAUCCCCUGGUCCCCAUCAAACAUUUGAUUGAAGCUUACGAAAUAAGGGAGUGGCUCAACAAAAUGACAACAUCCUGAGGGAUAAAACACGAGAUGAAACCUUGGCAACCCCAAACUCUAACACACGCUUCUCACAUUUGAACAGGUGCCCCCCGCACACACUUCUGUUACGCUUUAGUUAUUUCUCACUGAGUCAUAAAUACUUUUUUUUAUCACUAUUUUCUAUAUUUGUAGGGGUGCAAAUAAAUAUUAGCCAAGUAAUCCUAAAGCAGCUUUUUGAAGGCGGAAUAAAAUGAAUCUUUUCUUCCAGGUUUAUAUAUCUGAUUUGAAUGCCUUUUAUUUGGGAUCCUGCUAAGCACAACUGACUUUCAACAUUUCUGUUUGCCUCACAAUUUUUGUGUGUGUAUAAACUAACAAAAUGUUAAGAUAAUGAAUCCUGUUAGGAUCAGAUUUUUAAAUGAUGUGAUUAUCUUGGGAUUUUGUAUGCAAUUUUGUGUAAUUUGUGUUUCGUAUUUAGAAUUAAAUAUUUAUUACUACACAGUGUAACCACUAUGUUAAUAAAGUAUUACAUUUUAUUUAAAUUCAGCAUUUGUAAGAAAUGUUUACACAUCUUAGUUGAUGUUUGAGAAAUAAAUCAGACUUAAACUGAGCUAAAUAUAUCAAA
Molecule: messenger RNA, 4220 nt
Organism: Paramisgurnus dabryanus
Lineage: Eukaryota; Metazoa; Chordata; Actinopteri; Cypriniformes; Cobitidae
Gene: pla2g4ab
Product: phospholipase A2, group IVAb (cytosolic, calcium-dependent)
Biological process (GO): glycerophospholipid catabolic process
Cellular component (GO): nucleus; Golgi apparatus; endoplasmic reticulum
Molecular function (GO): calcium-dependent phospholipid binding; calcium ion binding
Source: RefSeq, a predicted model, not a curated record